Molecule: messenger RNA, 1225 nt
Organism: Phyllotreta striolata
Lineage: Eukaryota; Metazoa; Arthropoda; Insecta; Coleoptera; Chrysomelidae
Source: the annotation of a GenBank genome assembly
AGUCACUUUUAUACCGGUCGCUUUAGAAACACUCAAUUCACUUGACAGACGACCUUCGAUGCAUUUCAUUGGAAUCCUUGCACUUGUUGAAUAGACACAGAAGAAUUCACAUGUUGUAUUGUUUGUUGUGUUGGUUUUGUUCUUGUUUAUUGGAAUUCCGAACGGUUGUAUAAAGACAAAUGACUUAAAUGCAGCGCCAUCUUGGACCAAUAUGGACAAACUUUGUUUUUAAGUAAAAUGGCCAUUGUAAAUAACACCACUCUGAGAAUACCUGUUGGAAGAAUUGCUGUGUGCCUGGUUGCAGUAGCACAUUCGAUAUUUUUGUACGAUGGAAUAAAUUCAACUGUAAACGAUAAUCGGCUUUACGCCCGAGACGGGGCUUUAGAAUUCGUGGAGAAAUCGCAGGCGUUGGUACUAUACCCUGUACAUUUUCUACUUAUUAUUACGUUAUUAUACUCGAAUCUUAAGAAUGCCUCUCAUUGCCUUCUACCAUGGUUAUUGGCAACGUUUCCGGUAUUUGUAUACGUUACAUUUAUGGUUGCCAAAGAUUGUCUUUGGUUUAAUGUAACAGAUGUUGCAAAAAGUUUAUUUGAUGUUGGUAUUUGUUGGUUAUUGUGGACCGUAAUUUUCAUCGUUUUCAAAGCGGGGGAAUACAGAAAUAUCGACGUAUUUGAUACAUUUGAUAAAUCCUUUUUAGUCCUUCGAUAUUAUUCAAUUCCCGGUUCAAGAAGGCUAUAAAUUUCCCUAACUAAUACCCUCAUUAACCUAACUAUGAGACACCCUAUAAAUAACGUGAAUUAUUGGAUAAACUGGCAAAUUAACUGAUUUAAGGAUUAAGGAUUUAAGGUUUAUGUAAGGUUUUCACCGGUAAAACCAAAAACUUGUUAAUUUAAAAUAUGUAUUUUUGUUACAAUAAAGCAGUAUUUUUCUUAUAAAGCUGUUGUUUCAGUAAUUUGCUUGUAAUUGUGCCGUACAUGAGAUUGUAUUUCAUGACCCAAAUCCAGGAUAUCCAGAUACAACCUGUAAAAAAGCGAAUAAAUGAAAGAAAACUUUUACUUUUUUAUAAUUUAAUUGAACUUACACAUGCAAAAUAAGUUGUAAAACGUUUGCGAUAAUUCCUCGUGGAAAAUAUAAAUGAAUCCGUAUAUUGUACCGAAAAGAAAAAUCGGCGUCAGUAUUAUUAACCAUGGUAUGGUCCAGUUUGGAUUGUUCUAAAAACACAUAA